This is a messenger RNA of Nicotiana tabacum (common tobacco), 2622 nucleotides long. RefSeq lists its product as uncharacterized. The record is from RefSeq and is a predicted model, not a curated record. Lineage: Eukaryota; Viridiplantae; Streptophyta; Magnoliopsida; Solanales; Solanaceae.
UAAUGUUUUACAUGUAUUUAUACCAAGUAGGGUCGGGCCUAGAUGAAAUCACCUUUUUCUAGCCGAAAUAGGACAUUUAUUGUGCAAAAUUUGCACAGGCACGCCACAUGGGGUAUCACGCCAUACGGGGCAUUAGUGGGGAGAAUUGAUUUCUGACAGACAACAGAGAUUUACACUAGUGUGGCGCCCCACAUGCUUCCCCACAUGCUGCAGCAAGCCAUUUUUCUCAGAGUACGGAUUUUGCUUAUGUUUUGAUGUUCAGACUUGGUACUCGACCCCCGAAUACGAUCCCGGCUUAAUCCCUUGGGCUUUUACUUAGACUUCAAAACUCCAAAUAGCUCGAAUUCAUUUUAUAACAUCUACAUAGCUCGGAAUCGCUCAUGCAAGGAAUAAAACACAUAAUAAGUGCAAAACACUACCAAUUAAAGCUCAAACAUAAAUAAAGUGCAGUGGUUUAGGGUGCAAUAAGCGACUAAAAUAUGUAAUUAUAGCCUACCAUCACUUGUCGGGUACAGAAGAGCUCGAAGAGCUGAGUGAAUUCAAGAAUGUCUUUGGAAAGGGCCAAAAGAAAAGGUCUUGGGAAGGGUCCAUGGAAGAAAAGAUCCAUCUUCUUUGGAUUACCAUAUUGGAAAACUAACAAAUUAAGGCACAAUCUUGAUUCUAUGCACAUUGAAAAGAAUAUAUAUGAUAGUAUUCUUGGGACAUUAUUGGAGAUAGAUGGAAAGUCAAAAGAUCAUGUAAAUUCUCGCUACGAUUUGCAAGAAACGGGAAUACGAAAACAGCUUCAACCAAUAAAAGAUAUUGCAAGUGGAACAAUUUCUUUGGCUAAAGCUUGUUUCUACAUGAAUCUAGAAGAGAAGAGGCAAUUUUGCUCCGUCUUUAAAAAUGCUAAAUUACCAAAAGGGUGUGCCUCAAAUAUUUUACGUUGUGUGCAUGAGAAAGAGAUGAAAAUAUCCGGGUACUAGAGUCAUGAUGCUCAUUUUAUAAUACACUACUUGCUCCAAAUUGCUGUUAAAAAAUUGUUACCCAAGAAUGUUUCUUUGGCAUUGAUUAGGUUGGGAAACUUCUUUAGAUCCAUAUGUGCUAAGGUUAUAAGGCGAGGGGAUCUUGAUAGAUUGCAGACUGAAAUCAAUGAUAUUACAUGUGAACUUGAAAUAUUUUUCACUCCAACCUAUUUUGAUAUAAUGCCUUAUUUGCCUAUCCAUUUAAUAAAUGAAUUUAAGCUUGGGGGUCCAACUCAUUAACGCUGGAUGUAUUCCACUGAAAGAAACUUAUGCAAGUAUAAGGCGCUUGUUCUUAAUCGAACUCACCCAGAAGCGUCAAUUGCAGAGGGGUUUCUGGCUGAAGAGUGCUUGACUUUUUGUUCGAGAUAUCUACAUGAUGGGAUGAAGACAAGAUUCAGUAGGUACCAAACUGAGGAUUAUGGGGACAUUGAGGGAGCAAAUUUGUCACCUAUAUUUCCUAAAAUAGGCCAUCUAAUUGGAAGUAAGAAUAAGAGAAAAAGAAAGAUUUUUUCCAUGGAUUUGCAGUUAUGUUCUGAGGCGCAUAGAUAUGCUCUAUUCAAUGCUGGAGAUGAAUAAGUGGAGGCAUUUAUCAUGGAACAUAAAAAUUUAAUUGAUUAUCGUACUAGAUCAAAUGCAUAGGGUAAGAGCAAGGAAUUAUAGUCGGAACUUCGCCGAUUGGUUUAAAGAGAAGUUAAAAGUAGUGAAGUGCCCAAUCAUUUGCAAUGGGCUAGCUAAGGGGCCUAAUACAUUGGAAAAAUGAUAUACUUGAUAUUUUAUUAAUAGUUAAUUAUUUCAUACAAUGACGCGGGAUGCCCCGUUAAAGACUCAGAAUAGUGGAGUGACUUUGUCAGCAACAACUGAUAGUUUUACUAGUGCUCGGGACCAAAAUCCCAUCGAUGGAGAGGUUCUCUACUAUAGAGCUAUUCAGUAUAUCAUUGAGAUUGAUUAUUGGAGUUACUUUAGUGUUGUACUGUUUAGAUGUGAUUGGUUUCGUAAUGAAGUAGAUGAAUAUAGGUUAUCCUGGGUAUACUUUAACCGACUAUGUAGUACUGAUGACCCUUUUGUAUUGGCAACUCAAGUAAAUCAAGUUUUUUAUGUGGAGGAUCCAAUUGAGAAAGAUGUUUAUUAUGCAAGGAAUAAAGCCCAUGUUGAUUUGUAUGAUUUGGAGGAAGAGAAUAUUCCUAAUGUUGGGGAGACUUUUUGGAGGGAGCCUAAUGAUGAAGUCGGUCCAUCAACUAGAGUAGCCGAUAUUGAUGUUAGAUGGUCGAGAGAAGAUUUACCUCUUGAUGUCAUUGAUAUGCCAGCUGUUGUACAACAUUCACAAGAUACAAUUAUGGAUAUAUCAGAAAAUGAGGAUGAUUUUGAUGAUACUGAUUGGAAUUGGAUGGAUGCUGAUGAUUGAAGAAGGAACUUCUCAUUUUUAUUUGUAUUUUGAACUUUAUUGCCUUCUUUCGAACAAUUUUUGUUCUUGUAUGUUCUUGGCAUUUGUAGUCUGUUUCAGUUCCAUGCUUUUGUAAUAUGCUAAGUAUUUGAUGCAAUAGUCUGAUACAUGGAGCUAUUUUAAUAUGUUUCAGUUCAAGAUUAGUUUAUUUCAAUUCCAAGCUUUUAUUAUAUCCAA